Molecule: messenger RNA, 4197 nt
Organism: Pteronotus mesoamericanus
Lineage: Eukaryota; Metazoa; Chordata; Mammalia; Chiroptera; Mormoopidae
Gene: MRE11
Product: MRE11 homolog, double strand break repair nuclease
Exons: 19
Coding region: 262-2388 (708 amino acids)
Biological process (GO): telomere maintenance; double-strand break repair via homologous recombination; mitotic intra-S DNA damage checkpoint signaling
Cellular component (GO): site of double-strand break; Mre11 complex; nucleus
Molecular function (GO): manganese ion binding; 3'-5'-DNA exonuclease activity; single-stranded DNA endonuclease activity
Source: RefSeq, a predicted model, not a curated record
GAGCUUAAUCAUAAUGGCGAAACUAGAAUGGCACUAGAGAUGUGCUCAUUUCUAUUCUUAGUUCUUAAAAGUACGGUAGAUGCUUGGGUGAAAAUGAGACUCCUCCACUAUUGCCAGUCUGCUUUUUAAAAAUGCGUGUUUUACAAUAAUAUGUUUUGUUUUUAGAAUUUGGAAUCGAACGAGUUUUCUGACAUUUGAGUGAAGGACCAGGGAUUACUUGGAGAGAAAACUGGUCCUAGAGUAACUGGAUUGACCACAGAAAUGAGUCCUGCAGAAGCCCUUGAUGAUGAAAAUACAUUUAAAAUCUUAGUUGCAACAGAUAUUCAUCUGGGAUUUAUGGAGAAAGAUGCAGUCAGAGGAAAUGAUACGUUUGUCACACUUGAUGAAAUUUUAAGACUUGCCCAGGAAAAUGAAGUGGACUUUAUUUUGUUAGGUGGUGAUCUUUUUCAUGAAAAUAAGCCCUCAAGAAAAACAUUACAUACCUGCCUGGAGUUAUUAAGAAGAUAUUGCAUGGGCGAUCGUCCUGUACAGUUUGAAAUUAUCAGCGAUCAGUCAGUCAACUUUGGUUUUAGUAAGUUUCCAUGGGUGAACUACCAAGAUGACAAUAUCAACAUUUCGAUUCCAGUGUUUAGUAUUCAUGGCAACCAUGAUGAUCCCACAGGGGCAGAUACGCUUUGUGCCCUGGAUAUAUUAAGUUGUGCUGGAUAUGUAAAUCACUUUGGACGUUCAAUGUCUGUGGAGAAGAUAGACAUUAGUCCAGUUUUGCUCCAAAAAGGAAGCACAAAAAUUGCACUAUAUGGCUUAGGAUCCAUUCCAGAUGAAAGGCUAUAUCGAAUGUUCCUCAAUAAAAAAGUAACAAUGUUGAGACCAAAAGAAGAUGAGAAUGCUUGGUUUAAUUUAUUUGUGAUUCAUCAGAACAGGAGUAAACAUGGAAAUACCAACUUCAUUCCAGAACAAUUUUUGGAUGACUUUAUUGAUCUUGUUAUCUGGGGCCAUGAACAUGAGUGUAAAAUAGCUCCAACCAAAAAUGAACAACAACUAUUUUAUGUAUCACAACCUGGAAGUUCAGUGGUUACAUCUCUUUCCCCAGGAGAAGCUGUAAAGAAACAUGUUGGUUUGCUCCGUAUUAAAGGAAGGAAGAUGAAUAUGCAGAAAAUUCCUCUUCGCACAGUGCGGCCGUUUUUUAUGGAGGAUGUUAUUCUGAAUGAUCAUCCAGACAUUUUUAACCCAGAUAAUCCUAAAGUAACCCAGGUUGUACAAAGCUUCUGUUUGGAGAAGAUUGAAGAAAUGCUUGAAAAUGCUGAACGGGAACGUCUGGGAAAUUCUCAACAGCCAGAUAAGCCUCUUAUACGACUGCGAGUGGACUAUAGUGGAGGUUUUGAACCUUUCAGUGUGCUUCGCUUUAGCCAGAAGUUUGUGGAUCGAAUAGCUAAUCCAAAGGAUGUUAUCCAUUUUUUCAGGCGUAGGGAGCAAAAGGAAAAUACAGGAGAAGAAAUCAACUUUGGGAAGUUCAUUAGUAAACCUUCAGAAGGAACAACUCUAAGGGUAGAAGACCUUGUAAAACAGUAUUUCCAAACCGCAGAGAAGAAUGUGCAGCUCUCACUUCUAACUGAAAGGGGAAUGGGUGAAGCGGUGCAAGAAUUUGUGGACAAGGAAGAGAAAGAUGCCAUAGAGGAAUUAGUGAAAUACCAGUUGGAAAAAACACAGCGAUUCCUUAAAGAACGUCAUAUUGAUGCCUUAGAAGAUAAAAUUGAUGAAGAGGUACGUCGUUUCAGAGAAAGCAGACAAAAAAAUACUAAUGAAGAAGACGAUGAAGUUCGAGAGGCCAUGACUAGGGCCAGAGCCCUCAGAUCUCAGUCUGAUGACUCAGCUUCUGCCUAUAGUGCUAAUGACUUCAUGAGUACAGAUUUGGCAGAACAGGCUGGUGACUCUGAUGAUAGCAUCCCAGCAGAAGCCACCAAAGGAAGAGGCCGGGGAAGAGGCCGAAGAGGAGGAAGAGGACAGAAUUCAGUGUCAAGAGGAGGAUCUCAGAGAGGAAGAGCAGGCACUGGUCUGGAGACUUCUCGAGGCAGAAGCUCAAAGACUACUACGUCAACAUCUAGAAAUAUGUGUAUUAUAGAUGCCUUUAAAUCUGUAAGACAGCAGCCCUCACGAAAUGUUGCUACCAAGAAUUAUUCAGAGGUGAUUGAGGUGGAUGACUCAGAUAUGGAAGAAGACAUUUUUCCUACCACUUCAAAAGCAGGUCAAAGGUGGUCGAACACAUCAUCAUUUUCAAGCAACUCCAUGUCCCAGAGCCAAACAGCUAAAGGGGUCAAUUUUGAAUCAGAUGAGGAUGACGACGAUGAUCCUUUCAUGAACACUAGUUCUUUAAGAAGAAACAGAAGAUAAUUAUUUAAUGGCACUUUGUAGUUUUUAAGAUUCAGGAAAAAUCAAAACAUUGCAGGCUAAGAGUUUACAGUUGAAGAUUCUUCAAGUAUUGCUGAUAACUGACGAAUUUGAAAGAGACUUACCCAGCAGAGAGAAUGUUUAAGAUUCCUGUUUCUGAGCAUCAUUUCCUGAAGCUGGUUCCACUGCUUGAGACACUUCACAGCUCAAGGACAUAUAACACAGCCUUGGUCUUUCUCAUUUUUUAAUCUGGUUGUUAACAUUACAUGGUGAUGCUCUAUAAAAUUAGACUUACUUUCCUGACAUAUGUUAAUGUAUAUCUUAGUGAGAGCUUUGCUUAAAUAUUAACCUUGAAUAAGGAUUAAAAUAAUCCAUUAUACAUUUCUGCUUCACAAUCCAAGACUACAUCAGUAUUUUAAUAUAGUUACUUUUAGCCACAGAUGAGAAAAAGAGCUUAUAAAACUUAUCCUCUUUAUAAUUUUAAUAAUUUCUAGAGAUUCUCUGUUUGCUGAUGGUAAAGCCGUCUACAUGAAACUGUGCCUAAGCUUGCUGUUUGUUACUGAGUGUGUGUUCUCUUUCUAAUGCUUGUGAUAGCUUUAGCCACGGAGACUGAGAUGAUUAACAUGUACCUUAUACUUUGAGUAAUUAGAUAUGUUUGUAUUAAAAAAAAUAGGACAAAUGGUCAGAAUGACUGACUUUUUUAUUUCAUUUGUAGAAGAUUAUGUUACACUGAGUGGUAGUUUUCUCCAUUCUUCUCAUUCUUCAUAUUCUUCAUGUUUCUCUUUCUGUAUCUGUCUCCUCUGUUUCUAGGAGGAAAAGAAACUCUUAAAAGACCUCUGAGAGUGUUCCUUCUUUUCACCUGGGAGGCAGCUAUAUUUAAAGCCUAUGGGGGGUAUAGAGUUUGGCAGCACAAUUGUCUAACAUUUCUUCAUGUGCAGAAACAAACACUUGACUGAGCACUAUUCAUGUUUAUUGGCAUAGUCAUACCUGGAAUGUGUCAAAUUAUAAAAGAACAUUUGCAGAGUGGCUGCCUUCAUACUAUACCUCUGAAAUGACCUAAGUCAAGAAUUGUGAUGUAACAUUCUAAUGAGUUUCUUUAAAAAUAUUUUCUGUACCUGACUUGAGCAUACGGAUUAUUUUAGCAGGCAGCAUUAACUCAACAGAAGGCAUUGUCUCCUGUCUAAUAUUCUCAGGCACCUCUGCCGUCCUUUGACAUUCCCAGUGUGUGAAUGAAGCAGAGGUGAAAUAAAGAAUGAGAGUUGCUCUCCAUGAUGGAAGAGAAGCAAGUCUGGGUGUCAGUCUUGGGCAGUGCAGACCCCUGCAUGGGGCAGCAUCAGCUGCUGGCUCUUCGCACCUGCCACUGAGAUACAUGAGCUUGGGCGAGUGUCAUAGUGAGGGAGGUGGCUGCCGAAGCAUCCUGACAGGUUCCUGAGAAAAAAGAAUAAGGCUUCCUCCCUCUAAAAUUGUGCUCUACAGUAUGAAAGAGGUACUAAAUGUGAUGCAUUUAGCUCCUAGGAAAAGUGAUUCCACAUCUGAAAGAGGUGAAAUUCUCUUGAACAAGUCAUUUUGUCACUAGUGUGUCACUUACUGGAAAUAUGGAAAAUAAAACGUGAAAGAAGAACCAUUUUGAUUGAAUAUCAUUGCAUAGUUAAGUGUGCCAUGGUUUUCUUGGUAUUCUGUAUCGAUACAGUCCACCGAGGGGGAUUUAGGACAGUUUCAGAAGAGUUGGUGCAGGUGUAUAGAGGCAAUUCCAGAUGAUUGUGGAGCACUGGCAAUUGCUAUUGGAGGCUGAGAGCAGCGAUGAAAACAUCU